Danio rerio (zebrafish) is the source of this 2189-nucleotide messenger RNA. It is a transcript of the gene dazap2, whose product is annotated as DAZ associated protein 2. The record is from RefSeq and is marked provisional. Gene Ontology annotation, cellular component: cytoplasmic stress granule; nuclear speck. Lineage: Eukaryota; Metazoa; Chordata; Actinopteri; Cypriniformes; Danionidae.
AAGACGAGGAACUUUGAGCAAACCUUAUAUUUAUUGUCAUAUAAUUGCAGAAUUCGGUCUGUUUGUAUUCUCGUCCCCUAGAAUAUUUUAUCUGCCGUGAACAACAAUGAACAACAAAGGUUCAUAUCCACAACAAGCUGUUUACCCUCAGCAGAGCACAGCACCCGUUUACCCGCCUGCUAUGCAAGUCCCUGCUCAGGUGUCUCAGUAUCCAGAUGCCCCUCCUCCAUACUCCGAGGUUUAUCAGCCCAGAUAUAUGGCUCCCCCUCCAGCCCCUGGACAAAUGCCCCAGAUGACCUCUGCUUACCCUGGUACUCAGAUGUACAUGCCCAUGCAUGCCCAGACUGUGCCAAUGGGGGCCAUGGCUUCUAGUGUCCCGAUGGCGUAUUAUCCGAUGGGGCCCGUGUACCCUCCUGGCUCCACUGUCAUGGUGGAUGGUGGAUUUGAUGCUGGAGCUCGCUUCGGGCCUGGCACUGGUAGUUCCAUUCCGCCUCCACCUCCCGGACACCUCCCUAACGCGGCUCAGAUGGCAGCCAUGCAGGGUGCAAAUGUCGUGAUGACACAGCGCAAGGGCAACUUUUUCAUGGGUGGCUCCAGCGGUGGUUACACCAUCUGGUAACAGUGAACACCCCUCUGGGCCUGGACCGAAGCCCUCCUUCCUUCCUCCCCACCCCCUGGUUCCCUUUACCUGUUCUCCCACCCCCCUGCCUCCUUUGGGGCUGCUUGGCUAAGCCACAAUACUGAUUUAAUCUAAUGGAAUGUAAUAUUUUAGAGCCCCUUACUCGAGGUACAAUGCGCCACUGUUGAUAUGAUUGUGUAAUAUUGCAAUUAUAUAAUGUGUAAUGCGUAUUCACAAUUAAAAAAGCGCAUGGUAAUUGUAGGUUUGCUCAUACGUGUCGUUUAAUUAUUGGUUAUAGAGGGAAGACGACUUUUAAGGUGAAAACCAGGUCAUUUUUACCUUUAGCGGAACUGGCAUACCUCUUGCAGCUUCAUUUUUUUUAACAGUACUACUUUUGUUUUGGUUUUAGAGCCAGAGAUCAUGCCAAGAAAACUGCCCGGUCAGUUUGAUCAUCUGUGUAAAGUAGCUAUGCACUCAAACCUUUCUCUUUGAAUAGUACGCUUAUCCAUGCUCAUUCAUAUCAUUAUUACGGUCUUGCCAGAUAUGUCAAAUGCGAAUUUAAGCCGUCUAAAUCAAAGAGAAAGAUGUGUUUACAAACUGAAACAACAACAACAGUGGUGUAUUGUACCUUUGGGCAAGCUUAUAUAAAUGUUAUCAGGUGCCAAAAUUGCACCAUUAUUUAAAAGCUAAGGAAUUUAAAUAUGAAUGAACCUAAAUGCAGUACAAGAGAGUGCGAACAAGAUCAACAAAACCGGUUCAGAAAAGUUGGAUUUCUUUCUUUUUUUUUUUGUGGUUUCUUCAAUAUUUUCCCUCCUUUGUCGGAUACCCAGAGCUGUACAUACAGCAGUUUCACUUAGUUCGGCGUGUGUUCCAGCUCUAUGUGCUUCUCACAGAUUUUUUUUAGGGUUUUUCUUUCGUAUUUUACGCAAAAUAAGGUUGUUUACAGAGGUCAGGGCUUAUAAUCAAGAGACUUUUUAUUAUUUUUCAGUAUUUUGGCACAUCAAGCAUUAUUAUUGUUUUUUUUAUUGUGGGGAAGCUGCUUGUACCAAAGAUCUGGACUAGAAUGCACUAAAAGCUUGUUUUGCUUUUUGUAUGUCUUCUGUCAUAGUACAUCUGCACACAGUUUCAUCCUGAAAUAAUUCAACAUAUCAUAUUUAGGCAACGGCUUUGCGGAGGUCCGGGCAGAGCACACCACUGCUUUGACUGCAUUUGGUAGGGUGUGUUUAAAAAAAAAGAAAGAAAAGAUUAUAAAAAAAAAAUGUUUCUUGGUUGCAUCUUGAUGUUUCUGCAUGCACUUUUCAGUAGUUUUGUUCUUAAUAAAGAGUUUUCAUUGUUAAGUUUUUUUUAGAAGUACUACACAAUUAAUUUAUGUGCACUGUCAACCGAUUCUGAAAUGUUUCUUUUUGUACAUAUGCUUUUAAAUACAAAUAGGACGUGGGUUCAACUUGCUGCGUUGAUGUUUCUCAAAAGCAGCGCUUGGUAGUAGUACGUGGUAGCAUAAAUGUUUUGCGGAGAAAUUGUGCUGUUAAUUUGUACAUGUUUCACAAGGGAUUAAAGAUUUCUUCUCUCA